Messenger RNA from Neltuma alba, 546 nucleotides. RefSeq lists its product as uncharacterized. The transcript is spliced from 4 exons. Lineage: Eukaryota; Viridiplantae; Streptophyta; Magnoliopsida; Fabales; Fabaceae. The record is from RefSeq and is a predicted model, not a curated record. Bases 127 to 546 code for a protein of 139 amino acids.
AUUCUGCAGUAGCCGUGUUGUAGCAGCUCGCCGUUGAAGCCGUGAAGCUCACACGCACAGCAGCUCACCGUCGUCGUCCUCUCUGUAGGCCGUUGAUUCGAAGGCACGCCAGAACGGUGAAGGCACAUGGAGGAGGAUUUUGAUGCCAAUAUGGAGGAGGAUUUUGAUGCCAAUAUGGAGGAGGAUUAUGACAUCGAUGAUGUCAAUCAGCCGGAAGGAAGGAAGGUUAGAGGUAGUACAAGGCUACCAAAGUUAGCAGUACGUCAUGGUCGUAUUCAGAAGAAGCAUGUGGAUUUUGAUGCCAAUAUGAAUCCAAUUGGUGAAGAGAAGGACAGAUUCAUUAGCUAUAUAGGCUCCGUUGCCCGAAGCAAAGUCAAUAUUCUAUGGCCUAAUUGGAAGUCAAUUUCUAAGGAGACGAAGGAUAGGAUUUGGGAAUAUAUUUUGCAAACGUAUGACAUCCCUCGUACUGAGCAAAUGAAAAAGCAUUUGUUGCAGCAAGUUCGUCAGCGCUGGAAAGAUUUUAAGCACACACUCACGAGCCAAUGA